Molecule: messenger RNA, 915 nt
Organism: Zymoseptoria tritici IPO323
Lineage: Eukaryota; Fungi; Ascomycota; Dothideomycetes; Mycosphaerellales; Mycosphaerellaceae
Exons: 3
Coding region: 1-915 (304 amino acids)
Source: RefSeq, a predicted model, not a curated record
AUGUUCGGGAGCAGAUACAACGCUCUCUUGUUCAACAAAUUGGCCAAGGACGUCGGAGUCAGAGUCAUAUGCGUCGAUAGACCAGGUAUUGGAGGCUCCACUCCUGUCCCUCUGCGUGAGCGACUGCCCGUCUGGCUGGAAACGGUGCCUGCACUCCUGCAAGCCUUGGACGUUAAACAUGUCUCUCUCGUCUCGCACAGCGCAGGCACACUGUACCUGCUCAACACUCUCGAUGCAUACCGCGAGAUCUUACAUUCUAAAGCACCCUAUGUUGCUCUCCUCGCACCCUGGGUACACAUGCAGUACUCUGGGAGCGGACUAUGGACCGCCGCUUCCAAACUCCCGCAAGGAGCCUUCUCGUACUGGAGCGGCCUAUCCGGCUUCAUCAACCAAAAUGUCCAGAGUCUCGGAGCCUUGUCAUCAGCUUUCACGCCGAAGAAGAGUUCUACUUGCGAGGCAGAGACUUCCAGUCAGAGCGGAAAUUAUGGCGUGAGUAAGAAAGUCGAAGCGGAAGUCGACCGACUCAUGGCGGACUACUUGUUCAAUUGGGAGAGCAUGAAAGGUGGCAACGAAGAAGCUCUCCUACUGCUCAAGAAAGACGCAAGUGUUUCGUGGGGUGCGUGUGAGGAUUAUGUGGCUUAUGUCAAGACGCUAAACGAGAGGGAGACGGAGCGGCAGAAGCAGGAUGAAGGAUAUGCGAAGCUCAAAGUGAGACUGUUCUUCGCGAAAUCUGAUAUCAUGAUUGGAAAGCAGGGACAGAACUACUUCGAGGAUGUCUGGAAGAGCGGCUGUGCGCCGGAUGCGAUUGAAUUGGAGAGCACGGAGAUGUCUGGAACGAAUCAUGAUUCGGUGUUGGUUGAUUUAGAGAAAGGGGCGUUGAGGCGUAUCUUUGAGGAGAUCAAAGGACUUGCGUGA